AUGUCGCUGGGAGAAGAAUUCCGUUUACGCAACUUCAGCAUCUACGGUCAAUGGACCGGUGUACUUGCACUCAUCCUCUGCUUGGCGCUCGGUAUUGCCAACAUCUUCUCUUUCCACGUUGUGCGGAUCAUCUUCUCCGUCCUCUGCCUCGUCUCCGCUUUUGUUAUUCUCUUCAUUGAAGUGCCCUUUCUCCUCCGCAUCUGUCCCACAUCUUCCACUUUCGAUGUUUUCAUCCGCCGCUUCACGACCAAUUGGAUGCGCGCCGGAAUGUACACCGUCCUCAGCGCUAUCCAAUGGGCUAGUCUCUGCUCUGGAGCCUCUAGUCUGAUCGCCGCCGCUGUUGUACUCAUCAUCGCCGCAAUUUUCUACGCCUUAGCUGGUCUGAAGAGUCAGGAGUUUGUCGGUAGCAAGACCUUGGGUGGCCAGGGUGUUGUACAGAUGAUCGUUUAA
Molecule: messenger RNA, 450 nt
Organism: Penicillium angulare
Lineage: Eukaryota; Fungi; Ascomycota; Eurotiomycetes; Eurotiales; Aspergillaceae
Product: Tvp18 family protein
Exons: 4
Coding region: 1-450 (149 amino acids)
Biological process (GO): vesicle-mediated transport
Cellular component (GO): Golgi membrane
Source: RefSeq, a predicted model, not a curated record